UCCCAGUGGAGUCGUCACUGCCAGGCAUCCAGAGAGCUGACACCUUGGCAGGAGCUGGGCCUGGAGUGGAGCCAAAGGGUUGGCAUGGAGAGACUGACGCCUAGGGGACCACCAGGCCAUCCUCACCAGGGGGAGGCCUCUACCUGCUGGCAGCUCACUGUGAGGAUCCUGGAGGCGCGGGGCCUGGGCUGGGCUGACCUGUUAAGCGAGGCAGACUCCUAUGUGACCCUUCAGCUGCCAACCGCAGCUGGAACAAAGUUUAAGACCAAAACAGUCACCAACUGCAGUCAUCCUGUAUGGAACGAGACCUUCACUUUCCUGAUCCAGAGUCAGGUCAAGAAUGUUCUGGAACUGAGUAUCUACGACGAGGACCCAGUCACGGAGGAUGAUGCUUGCUUCAAGGUUCUCUACGACAUCUCGGAAGUCCUCCCUGGCACGCUGCUGCGGAAGACGUUCUCCCAGCAUCCCCAGAGGGGGGAGGAGCUGGACGUGGAAUUCCUAAUGGAGAAAACGUCAGACUGCCCGGAAACCCUCAUCACCAACAACGUGCUUGUGGCCCGAGAGCUGUCACGCCUGGAUGUCCGUCUAGACGCCAUGGGGAGCACAGCCAUGGCUACAGAUCAGGACAAACUGGAGCUGGAGCUGGUGCUGAAAGGGUCGUAUGAGGACACGCAGACAUCUGUCCUAGGCACAGCCUCAGCCUUCUGUUUCCACUACAUGGCAGCCCAAGAGGCAGAGCUGAGUGGGUGCCUAAGGAGCUCUAGAAGCAAUGGCUGGAGCUCAAGCAACUCAGCUGAGCACCUCACUGUGGCCCUGAGGGCCUUGGCCCUGGGGAAGGAAGUGACCGUUGAUGUUCCUGCUACAAAUGCCCCAGGAGUGAAGUUGCACCUCAAGGCUGAGAGCUGCCCUAAGGAGCUGGCCGUGCGUCUGGGCUUCGAUCUGUGUGCAGAAGAGAAAGCCUUUCUGAGCAGGAGGAAGCAGGUGGUGGCCAAGGCCCUGAAGCAGGUCCUGCAGCUGGAUGGCGACCUGCAGGAAGAUGAGAUACCCGUUGUGGGCAUCAUGGCCACAGGAGGGGGUGCCCGAGCCAUGACCUCUCUCUACGGCCACCUGUUGGCCCUGCAGAAGCUGGGCCUCCUGGAUUGUGUGACCUACUUCAGUGGCAUCUCGGGCUCUACAUGGACAAUGGCCCAUUUGUACGGGGACCCUGAGUGGUCACAGAAGGACCUCAAGGAACCCAUCAGACAUACCCGGGAGCACCUGACCAAGAGCAAGCUGGAGGCCUUCUCUCCAGAGCACCUGGCAAGUUAUCUUCAGGAGCUAGAGCAGCGGGCUGAGCAGGGCCAGCCCACAACCUUUGUGGACCUGUGGGGUCUGGUGCUGGAGUUCAUGCUACACGGUCAGGUGAUGGAUCAGAAGUUAUCGGGACAGAGCGCUGCGCUGGAGCGGGGCCAGAACCCGCUACCCCUCUAUUUGAGCCUCAAUGUCAAAGAACACAAUCUGCAGACCCUCGACUUCAAGGAGUGGGUUGAGUUCUCCCCUUACGAGGUUGGAUUCCUGAAGUAUGGAGCCUUUGUCCCUUCUGAGUUCUUCGGGUCCGAGUUCUUCAUGGGGCGGCUGAUGAGGAGGAUCCCUGAGUCUCGGGUCUGCUUUCUGGAAGGUAUUUGGAGUAACAUUUUCUCCUUGAACUUGCUGGAUGCUUGGUAUGACCUCACCAGUUCUGGUGACACCUGGAAGCAGCACAUCAAGGACAAGAUCAGGAGCUUGGAGGAGUCCCCUGCCUCUUCGAGGACCUCCUCAUGGUUGCAGCCUGGAACAGCACUGGCCCAGAUGUUUAAGGGCUUCCUGACAGACAGACCACUCUACCAGCACAGCUCUAACUUCCUCCGGGGCCUCCAGCUGCACCAGGACUACUGUGCCCAGAAAGAUUUCUCCACCUGGGCAGACUGCCAGCCAGACUCCUCCCCAAGCCAGCUGACCCCGCAGGAGCCCCAGCUCUGCCUGGUGGAUGCCGGCUACUUCCUCAACACCAGCUGUCCCUCCAUGUUCCGGCCAGGUCGCAGGCUGGACCUCAUCCUCUCCUUCGACUACUCUCUGUCCUCGCCCUUUGAGGUGCUGCAGCAGGUGGAGCUGGACUGCCGGGGCCGGGGGCUGCCGUUCCCCCAUGUGGAUCCCAGCCCGGAGGAGCAGCACCAGCCCAGGGAGUGCCACCUCUUCUUAGACCCUGACUGCCCCAACGCCCCGGCCGUGCUGCACUUCCCGCUGGUCAAUGCCUCCUUCAAAGACCACUCAGCCCCUGGUGUCCAGCGCAGCCCUGCAGAGCUCCCGGCUGGCCAGGUGGAUCUCACGGGGGUCACCUCCCCCUAUUCCAUAUUCAACAUGACCUACAAGGAGGAAGACUUUGACCGUCUGCUGCAGCUCAGUGACUACAACAUCCGAAACAGCCAAGGCACCAUCCUGCAGGCUUUAAGGAUGGCUCUGAAGCACCGGGCCCCAAGUGCUAGGCCUCCAGAAGCACAGACUUGAGACUGCUCGGGGGCCUCUGGACCCUGAGGGUCACACUCUGACCCUCCAGGGGCUGGGGGUUUAACCCCACGGCAGCGGGCACAGCCACAGUGGCCCUCAUGGCACUGGGGUUCCUGGGCUCUCCCAGGCCUGGGCUACCUCUGCCACUGGUCUUGCCUCCCUACACCCCCUAGUUCUCCUUCUCCUUCAUAGCUGGUUUGAGAGGAGCUGAAAAUAAACUCCUCACCAGGCCAGUGCAUAGAACAGCUGGUUGGACCAAGCAGUCACAAGUUCUUUUCAUGCCUGACCAGGAUGGAUUUGGGGCACCAUCUGGAGGUGCAAGACCAGACUUGCGGAUAGGACCAGGAGUGGGGACAGGCAGGGCUGGGAUGGUCUACCCUAGAGAUUUCAGGUGACAGGAGUCACAGUAUGUCCUGACAGGUUCCUCUUACUGCCUCUACUCCUUUUAUACUAUUUUUAUGCAACUUGAGUGAUAUAAACCACCUACCCCAUAUCUGUCUAAAGCAUACAAUUCAAUGCAUACUUUUUCUAUAUUUUCAGAGUUGUGAAACCAUCACUGUAGUCAAUUUGAGAACACUUUCAUUAACCCAAAAAGGAACCCCUCACCCUUAACUGUCAACCUCAAACCAUCCCUACCGCAGCCCUAGGCAACCACUAAUUACUGUUUUUAUAGAUUUGUCUAAUCUAGACACUUGAAGUAAAUGGAAUCAUACAAUAUGUGGCCUUUUGUGUCUGGCUGCU
Molecule: messenger RNA, 3264 nt
Organism: Phacochoerus africanus (Common warthog)
Lineage: Eukaryota; Metazoa; Chordata; Mammalia; Artiodactyla; Suidae
Gene: PLA2G4D
Product: phospholipase A2 group IVD
Exons: 20
Coding region: 85-2523 (812 amino acids)
Biological process (GO): glycerophospholipid catabolic process
Cellular component (GO): cytosol
Molecular function (GO): calcium ion binding; calcium-dependent phospholipid binding
Source: RefSeq, a predicted model, not a curated record